AACUUUCCUCACUCCCUCUCUCGCCUACAUGCUAUUGGUUUCCGUGGAACUAUCCAGAUAAGAAGAGAGAGAGAAAAACAAGAAAAAGCGCUCCCAAUUCGCUUUUCCCUCGACCUUUUCGGUCAGCCCGUGCAAUAUAUUUUCGACAUGUCACUCUUUGGAGGACAACCCCAGCCUGCCGCCACGACGGCCGGUGGGCUCUUUGGUUCGGCUACCGCGAAUAAACCGACUGCAACGGGUGGUGGGCUUUUCGGCUCUACAACACAGACUCAGCCGCAGCCGCAGCCGCAACAAACCGGGGGAUUUUUUGGAGCUGCGACUCAACCGAAGCCACAGACUACUGGGGGAUUUUUUGGAGGAAUGGGUCAGACACCGAACCAGCAGCAGCAGCAGCAGCCGCAACAGACGGGAGGAGGUUUGUUUGGGGGACCGGUAGGGGGACAACAGCAACAGCAGAAACCACAGGGGAGCUUAUUUGGAGGAGGAUUUGGGCAGCAGCCACAGCAGCCACAGCAGCAACAGGGCAGUGGGUUCUUCGGAGGCAUUGGCCAGACGCCGCAACAGCCUCAACAGCAACAGCAGAGUCUGUUUGGGGGAUCUUUACUAGGUGGACAGCAGCAAGGACAGCAGCAGGCCCAGGGACAAACCCAACAGCCGCAGCUGGGCCAGUCGAUAGCGCAGCCCCAGGGAUCGAGUCUGUGGUCACCCGGGCGCGCGGUGACGGGUGUCCACCGCACCGUGCCGAUGCAGGUGCAGAUCGUCAAGGACAAGUGGGAUCUGCUGAACCGUGCGUCUCCAUUCCGAGCUUACCUGUAUAAUAAUGUCGGAGAGGACGCCGCGCCGUUCUACCAGCCUGGACCGGAGGACGACGAGACCAAGUGGGAGGAAGCGCUCCGGAAGAGACCGGGUCCUGGCUAUGUGCCUGUGCUGGUGAAGGGGUUCUGGGAGCUAGGCAAGCGAGCACAGAGACAGAAGGACUUCCUGACCAUGAUGCAGACGCGUCUCCACGAGAUCAACAACUGUCUGUCGGAUUUGCUCUCGAGGCAUGAUCUCAACCUUUCGGUCAAGAUUGCCGACUGUCGCCGUAAACACCUCGUGCUGAGCAAGCGGUGUCUAGCGCUCGCGGCCAAGACCCAAGUUCUGCGGAACAGGGGAUAUGCCAUGGACGACGCAGAGGAAGAGCUGAAGAAGAAGCUGGCGCAGCUGGAACGGUCCGUAUUCGACCCAUCGCUGAACGGCCGCGGCGAGGAGAUCUGGGCCCGCAUGUUGGCUAUCCGCGAGCACUCGAAACGACUACAACUUGAGAUGGAAAGGGCCGGUUCAACAACUGUCGCCCAGGCGGAUGACGAGCUGGACGAGAACACAAUGAAGAUGGCGAAGAAGAUUCUGGACGACUAUCAUGCUCAGAUUCAUCACCUGCAGAAGGAACUAGAGUCGGUGAAAAGGGAUUUUGAAGAAUCCCAGACGUUCAACGGAUAG
Molecule: messenger RNA, 1479 nt
Organism: Aspergillus ochraceoroseus IBT 24754
Lineage: Eukaryota; Fungi; Ascomycota; Eurotiomycetes; Eurotiales; Aspergillaceae
Product: putative nucleoporin
Exons: 3
Coding region: 148-1479 (443 amino acids)
Biological process (GO): protein localization to nuclear inner membrane; NLS-bearing protein import into nucleus; nuclear pore organization
Cellular component (GO): nuclear pore; nuclear pore central transport channel
Molecular function (GO): structural constituent of nuclear pore
Source: RefSeq, a predicted model, not a curated record